This is a messenger RNA of Talaromyces stipitatus ATCC 10500, 3730 nucleotides long. Its product is annotated as RNA polymerase II transcription elongation factor (Ctr9), putative. Gene Ontology annotation, biological process: regulation of DNA-templated transcription. The transcript is spliced from 2 exons. Lineage: Eukaryota; Fungi; Ascomycota; Eurotiomycetes; Eurotiales; Trichocomaceae. The record is from RefSeq and is a predicted model, not a curated record. Gene Ontology annotation, molecular function: RNA polymerase II complex binding. The coding region runs from base 1 to 3597 and encodes 1198 amino acids. Gene Ontology annotation, cellular component: Cdc73/Paf1 complex.
AUGGCUCACAUCGAGAAUGGCCAUACGAAUGGCUUUGGUGACUCUGCCUUCAAUUCAGACACCGUACCUUCUGCCACUCGUUUUUCUGACAUCCCCUCUGCCAUCGAUAUCCCUGCAUCGACGUUCGACAGUGAGGUGGAAGUCAGUCUUGAAGAACUCCCCGAUGACCCUACAGAAUUGUGCACACUGCUAGAGAACGAGAAGGCUGCGAAGAACUUCUGGGUGAUUAUUUCGUUGGCGUAUGCGAAACAGAAUCAGCUCGACCAUGCGAUCGAAAUUUUGCAAAAGGGUUUGGCGUCUGUCGCUCACGGAGCAACCAAGGAGAAACUAGGCCUUUUAAACUGGUUGUGCUGGUUAUUGAUGAUUAAAAGUCGUCAAGCGCCACGUGUGGCACCAGAUGGCGACUCUUCAGGUGUGAAGACCAAGGAUUACUAUUUACAACAGGCGACAUCGACUCUCAAUGAAGCAUCCCGUCUCAAUCCUGCCUACACGCCGCUCUUCCUUGCCCGUGGCGUUUUGUCUCUCCUUCGAGCAUCCCUAUAUCCACCGCGACCCGUCAGAGCCGGUAUUCCUGAUACAUCCGAAAGAGUCGAGAGUUUACGACAAGCUCUGAAGUGUUUUGAAGAAGCAUCGAAGGCUUCAGGAGGCAGGAAUGUGAUGGCUCAUCUAGGACUGGCUAGGGCGCAGUAUUCUCUGGGAAAUUAUGCUGAAGCGUUACUGGUCUAUCAAACUGUUCUCACCAGAAUGCCGGGUCUUACUGAUCCUGACCCACGAAUUGGUAUCGGAUGCUGCCUUUGGCAACUAGGCUUCAAAGAACGUGCGAAAGACGCGUGGGAAAGGGCACUGUCUCUGAAUCCCAAAUCAAAGGUCGCGAGUAUCCUUGUCGGAACGUACUAUUUGUAUAGCAGCUCGCAACGUCCUACGAGCGACCCUCAAUUUGGAGAGCUUUACAGGGUCUCCAUGACACAUACACAAGGCUCUCUUAAGCUCGAUAAGGACUAUCCAAUGGCAUGCGCAAGGUUUGCAGGGUACAAAUUAAUCCGCAAGGAUUACAAAGCAGUGGAAGUUUUGGCGCGUAAAGCUAUUGAGCAGACCGAUGUCGUCUCUAUCGCUAGUGAGGGCUGGUAUCUCCUAGGUCGAAAAGCGCAUUACGAGGGCGAUACCGCUAAAGCUUCUGAAUACUUCAACCGGUCUGACCAAGCUCGUGGUGGUGGAGACAGUGGAUUUUUGCCAGCCAAGUUCGGUGUUGUCCAGAUGCAGGUCAAGUCCAAGGACUUGGAUGGAGCAAAGUUUCGACUGGAAAAGAUCAUACAACAAUCCAAAAAUCCAGAAUGUAUGGCCCUAUUAGGCGCUCUACUAGCAGAAGAUGUCUUCUCUGCUCAAGCUAGCGGUAGCAAGGAUGAUAAGUCUGCCGACGCCACGAAAGCCAUUUCUCUUCUUGAGUCUGUUCGCAGCCUUUGGAAGGAUCCAACGAAGAACAUCCCACCUGAUGAGUCUGUACUGAUUUAUCUAUCCCGCUUAUACGAGAGCACUUCGCCAGAAAAGAGCAUGCAGUGCCUCACACAAUUGGAAGAGAUUCAGAUGGAGCAGAUACCUGAUCAGGAACGGCCUCAUGAGAAUCUUCAGAAUGGAGAAUUGAAGGCUGCACUCCGGGAACAUCUACCCCCCCAACUAUUGAACAAUAUUGGCUGCUUCCUUUACCAGUCAGGCAAAGUGGCACAAGCAAGAGAGCUAUUCCAAUCUGCCCUAACCGCUUGUGAUAAGUCUGAGGAGGUAGAGGGUGAAAAGGCCACGGAUGCUCUUCUCACGACGAUCAGAUACAAUUUUGCUCGUUGUCUCGAAGCUCUCGAUCUACCAGAUGAAGCAAAGAAAGUGUACGAGAGCCUUCUUGAGCGGCAUGGCGAUUACACCGAGGCUAGUGCGAGAAUGACCUAUAUUGCGCUCCGCCAGAGUCCGACAGAUGAAGGACCAAAGAAGAUGGCUAAACUAUAUGAACGCGACUCGACCAAUCUUGAAGUGCGCGCACUUUUUGGCUGGUACCUUAGCAAGUCUAAGAAACGGGUGGCCAAUCUGGCUGAGGAUCAUGAACAGCGACACUACAAGCAUACACUACAACAUUUUGACAAGCAUGACAGGUAUGCUUUAACGGGAAUGGGUAAUGUACAUCUUUUAACCGCGCGUGAUAUGCGACGCGAGACCGAUGCGGACAAGGAAAAGCGACGAAAGAUGUACGAGCGUGCCGUGGAGUUUUUUGACAAGGCACUGCAGCUAGAUCCCAAGAAUGCUUAUGCAGCUCAAGGAAUUGCAAUUGCUCUCGUGGAUGAUCGCAAGGACUUUGCGGGUGCUGUUCAAAUCUUCUCAAAGAUACGGGAUACCAUCAAAGAUGCUAGUGUGUACCUCAACUUGGGACAUGCUUAUGCGGAACUGAAGCAGUUCACUCGGUCGAUUGAGUGCUACGAAACGGCAUUGUCCAAGGACCGAGCUCGCGAUGCACAACUUCUAGCAUGCCUUGGGCGAGUCUGGUGGCUAAGGGGGAAGCAUGAGAAGAAUCUAACAGCAAUGAAAACUGCUUUGGAUUAUGCAAAUCGUGCGUUGGCAGUUGCGCCGGAACAGGCGCAUCUUGAGUUCAAUGUUGCAUUCGUCCAAAAUCAGGUCGCACUUCUUGUCAAUAGUCUACCGGAGACACAGAGGACGCUGCAAGAUCUACAAGAGGCGGCUGAAGGUCUUGAAAAAGCUAUUGAGACGUUCACGCGUAUUGCUCAGGUCAAGACACCGCCGUAUCCUCGCGAGUCACUGGAACAACGGGCAAACAUGGGUCGUAAUACGAUCAGCAAGCAGCUUGAGCGAUCGAUACAAAAUCAGAAGGAGUACGAGGACAAGAACGCACUCAAAUUACAACAAGCUCGUGCAGCCCGUGAAGCCGAAUUGAAACGCCGCGAAGAAGAAGUGCGAAAGGCGCAAGAACUUGAAAACGAGAGGAAGCGUCGAUUAGCAGAAGAACGACAACGUAUCAUUGAAGAAACGCAACGACUAGCAGCAAAGAGGGCGGAAGAACAGCGAGCUCGUGAAGCAGCUGAGCUCACUACAGAUUCUGAGACGGGUGAGCGACAGAAACGCAAGAGGAAGGCCUCGUCCGGCAGGAGAAGGAAGCGCCGCGAUGAGGAUGAUGGAGUCGUUUCUGAUGGUCGAAGCAUCAGUGUGGCUCGGUCUGACGAUGAUGGAACAGCGCCAGCACCCAAGCGACGAAGGCGAUUGGAACGCCGGGGAGGCGCCAAGGAGAAGCUGGGCAAGUACAAAAGCAGUGAACUGGUGGUGGACUCGGAUGAAGAGUUGGAAAACGAGGCUGCAGCUAUUGCUAAACCUGCAGGUGCGGACGAUGACAAGUUUGAUUCCGAUGGAGAUUUGUUUGGCGACGAUGACAACGUCGUUGCUGAAGAAGAGGAAGAAGCUACAACUCCAGCGGCCAAUGGAAGAGGAGGACGUGCUCGACGCGGCAAGCGGGUUGUCGACGACAGCGAUGAAGAUGAAGACGAGCCUGCUGCAGCUGUUUCAAAAGACACAGAUGAUGAAGAGAUGCAGGACACAGAUGAUGAAUAGCACUGUCUGUAACUCAGUACAUUACCCUAUUCACAUUUCUCUUUUUUUUCUUGCCGAUUGUUUUACUAUGCUUUUGCUCAUUUUGGGGUCCAUUGGAGAUAUCGAGUUUGUACAAAACAGUUUGCAAGUCUAG